Diabrotica virgifera virgifera (western corn rootworm) is the source of this 798-nucleotide messenger RNA. RefSeq lists its product as uncharacterized. The record is from RefSeq and is a predicted model, not a curated record. NCBI's taxonomy places the organism in Eukaryota, Metazoa, Arthropoda, Insecta, Coleoptera, Chrysomelidae. Gene Ontology annotation, molecular function: nucleic acid binding. Bases 1 to 798 code for a protein of 265 amino acids. The transcript has a single exon.
AUGAAAAGAAAUAUUGUUUAUUUAGAUGAGACCUGGUACGAUACUCAUGACACAGUGAAAAAAAGUUGGACAAAUAAUAACAAAAAGUGUUUCAACUCAGUACCGCCCAAUAAAGGAAAGAGGAUUAUAAUUUUACACUGCGGUGGGGAAAAUGGAUGGAUCGACGAUGCAUUAUUAUUAUCUGCAAAACAAAUUAAAGACGCGUCUCUAGAUUAUCAUGACGAUAUGGAAAGUUCAAUUUUUGAAUCAUGGUUUGAAAGAUCUCUUCUUCCGAAAUUACCCCCACAUAGUGUGAUUGUCAUGGAUAACGCAUCAUAUCAUUCACGGUUAAUGAAAAGAAUUCCAAAUAAUAGUUGGAAUAAAUUACAAAUUCAGGAAUUUUUAUUUACGGAAAAUUUGUAUUUUGAGGCAUCAUAUACCAAACAGCAAUUGUUGGAGGUUGUUCAUAGCAGACAGUACGAAAAGGAAUAUGUUGUAGACAACUGUGCUCGUAGUAAUGGGCAUACUGUGCUUAGACUUCCUCCUUAUUAUUGUACAUUGAACCCAAUAGAGUUAAUAUGGGCUCAACUUAAAGGAAACAUAAGGAGAAGAAACGUGGCUCCUAAAUUUUCUUCUACUGUUCUCCAGUUAAUUAGAAGAGAAGUCACAAAAAUCACAGAAACCAACUGGAAAAAUGUAAUCAAACAUGUGAUCGGAGUGGAAAAUGACUAUCUUAAAUAUUUACCAACAUUAAUCAAAAAAAUAACUAUAAAUUUAGAUGAUACGAGUGAUACAAGUGAUAACAGUGACUCUGAGUAG